ACCCGACACAGCAAGCCCUAGACGUAGACUUUGGAGUUAAACAUUUAACAAAAAUUUUGUUCAUAACGGAAUUCAUAGCUUCUGCAAUUCUCUGUUGAUGUUAUAAAAGAAAUACCUAUGGCUUUAAACGGAAUGGUAAGAAAAUUAAUCAUUGUCAUUGAAACUUUUACUGUAAAAUGUCAUUUUUUGACGUCUUUAUGUAGUCAUUGUAGUGUAACAAUUUGUCAAUUCCAAUACAUUGCAAGCAACUUUAAGUAGAGGCAAAGCUCCCUACCCAUUCACCAACAGUAUGGAAAGAAAAUGGCAAAAUGCAUUUUGUAAUGUUUACUUUGUUUAUCAGUUUAUACAUGACUGUUUAUAUUUAAACUAAACAAUAUUAAAUGCAUGUUUUUUACUAUUUCCUGUUUGUGUUUCAUUGUUUAGAAUUCCAGCUCAGUUCGCUUUACAAAAGAACAACCUAGGUUUGUAUGUAUUUCACAUAAUCUGGUCAGAACAUAGGCAGGUAGCAAAUAUGCAUCAGUCAAACAAUGUACUUCAGACAGUAUAUUAUUACUUGCAUGGCCUCUACAAAAAAUCCAGUUGGAAUUCCAGUAGGAAUAUCUAUUGGAAAUUGACUGUAAUACACCCUUCUGGAAAGUACAUGAUCUAGGCUAUAGAGCCUAGCUUUCGUGUAUGUGAGAUUAGUUAAAGCUCGAUGUCUGAAUCAUGAAAAUGAGGCUCUAUAGCCAACAUGACAUACUUUCCAGAAGGGCAUAUUCAAUUGCAUUUUUUUUGUGUGGGGGAUUUGAUUCCAGGUUAGUUGGAAAUUAAUUCCUCCAUCGCCAGUGACAACAAACAGUACAUGAGAUAUUACCAUAUUUAAACAUUCUAGUGUUAAAAAGACGUUCAAUUUUUUUGAUGACAAUGGUGAUGGUGACGGUAACGAGGAUGACGAUUUUGAGACGUUUGACGGUGACAAAGACUUUGCAAAAAUGAGAGCUUCAAAAAACACGUCAAAUGAUGCCCCCGACGACUCUGGUGGAGAAAAACUAGGAAAAGCCUGGGGAGGAGCUGCUUACAGUUUUCAGAAAGGUUUAAAUGAUUUGUAAAAAACAUAGUCAUGAUCAAUUUUGUAAUUCUUUCAAAACUGGGAACAUAAAAUAUACCAAAUCGUACACUUGCUUGAGACUGGCUAUGGCCCUGAUUUCUACACAUAAUAGAUCCAGCUAGGAUUGCUAGGGUGCUGAAUGGUGCUGGUUAUGGCAUGCCUAUGCAAGGCAGGCCAAGGGUAUCAAGAGCAUAUGCAGGAUGCAUAUGACUAAGGGACAUAUGUACAGUAGUAUUCUAGGAAAACUACCCAAGCAGAUUCAAGGGCUGAUCUAAGAUGCCAAUCUAUAAAUCAUGAGAUGAUUAUGUUGAUGUGCUCUAUUGUUCAACUAUCUUUUAUAAACAUUUUGAUUGAAACCUGGCUUAUUUUUUUGCCAGAUGAUAAACCAAAUGUUCCAGCCAAAGCUCCAGUUGCAGACCCAUUGUCGAGUUCAAAGACAAGUUAUCAGCAAAGUAAUUACAGAAAAUUGUCUGAAUUGUCAUGACAUUUUCACUAAAAUAAUUGACUUGAUGUAUAUUUAAUAUUUUCCCCUCAAUCUGUAGAGCAAUCAGAACCAAAUGCCAGUCCAGAUGUGUUUCGCCCAUUUCAAAUGCGAGAUAAAAUGAACACCUCAAAGUUUACUGAAACAACUCGGGUUGUUCAGACUUCAACAUUGAAAACUGAAGACACAACAACAUCAACAAGAUACGAAGCUAGUAUAAGCUCCAUUGAAAAUGGUAUAAUUAUACUAUAUUUUUUAUAGUGUUAACAUUAUGUACGUAACUAAAUCAAUAUACAGAUACACGACAAUUAGUGACUGCAAUUGGUGUUCUUCAUUAAGCGUUACAGGGCUGCACACAAUGGUCAACUUCAAGACAAUGAUUCAAUGAAAAGAAUUAACAGCCGUUUCUACCUCUGAUAACUAUCCAUGUUGACCAUCAUCGCAUGACCAUAUAUUAAUGCUAAACAAUUUUGACACCAAACAAUAUUUUUCACACAGUUGUACAGAAAGGAAAAACAGAAAUGACAGAUGCAGAACGAAACAGAAUGCAAGCAGAAAUUAAGGAAUUACAAAAAACUGUCUCUGUGAGUACUAAUGUAAUAAUUAAUUUCAGUUUCCUAUGUACACGCAAUAUGUUUGCAAAACUACAUGGCAAUAAUUUUGUUUUAACUUUUAAUGACAGAGUCUUCGCAAACAACAUAAGAAAGCUCCACAGCCUGAUGAAACUGUGAGAAAACUCAUGUUAAAUCAGGUAUGAUAUAUCGAAACUGAAUAUUGAAGUAUAUGUUAGUUGGUGAGCCAGUCUUGAUCAGUAUGACAUUGUAAUGCAAAUGUUUAAUAUUUGACCUUUAGCCUUGUGUUUUGGAACUUUAUAAAUCACUGGAUGGAAAAAUUUCUUUAUUGGAUGAAGCAAUAACACUUGGAGAUGGCGAUGCAUUAAUCACAGUAGGCUAUGAUACUUUGUGUCUUGUGGCAAUCUUUAUAAAAAUUUAUUUUUCUUGAUAAUUUCUAAAUGUCCUUGUGUAGUCUUUUCUUUAAAUCAUCAUUCAUUGCAAUUAUAUUUCUCUACCAGGUCGUUCUGUUUCUUAAGAAGACAGUAAAACCCAGUAAGUGACAAUAUAUAGUCCUCAAGUUUUACAAAGUUUUAAGAUUUUCCUAAUUUAAACUCAUCCAUUCUCAUCACCAAGAUGGAUGUCAGUUCCAGUCUAAAACGACUUGCUUAACAUGCAUCUCAUCUGUACCAUAGACGGGCAUAGUUGUUAAGACAAUGACCAUUUCCAUUUUAUGGAUUCCUGCAAGAAAUCCACAAUAUACCUUCUACAGUAUUUUGGCACAAUUACAUAGUUUAAGCAUAAUAAUUAACAUUAGAUAGGAGGGUAAUAUAAAGUCCUGAUAGUUGAUUUUCUUUGCUAGGUAUAUUUCUAAAAGAGAUAAAGAAACGUCCGGUCGCAGUUCGCCAUCUUACCUUCUUCAUGAAAGCACAAUACGAAUAUGAUGAACUAAUUAAAUUAUUAAGGUACAGUUCUUCUAAUAUGGACAUCUCUCUAAUAUGAACACCUCUCUAAUAUGGACACCUCUCUAAUACAGACACCUCUCUAAUAUGAACACCUCUCUAAUACAGACACCUCUCUAAUAUGAACACCUCUCUAAUACAGACACCUCUCUAAUAUGAACACCUCUCUAAUACAGACACCUCUCUAAUAUGAACACCUCUCUAAUAUGAACACCUCUCUAAUACAGACACCUCUCUAAUAUGAACACCUCUCUAAUACAGACACCUCUCUAAUAUGAACACCUCUCUAAUACAGACACCUCUCUAAUAUGAACACCUCUCUAAUAUGAACACCUCUCUAAUACAGACACCUCUCUAAUAUGAACACCUCUCUAAUACAGACACCUCUCUAAUAUGAACACCUCUCUAAUACAGACAUCUCUCUAAUAUGAACACCUCUCUAAUAUGAACACCUCUCUAAUACAGACACCUCUCUAAUAUGGACAUCUCUCUAAUACAGACACCUCUCUAAUAUGAACACCUCUCUAAUAUGAACACCUCUCUAAUAUGAACACCUCUCUAAUACAGACACCUCUCUAAUAUGAACACCUCUCUAAUACAGACACCUCUCUAAUAUGAACACCUCUCUAAUACAGUCAACUCUCUAAUACAGACCCCUCUCAAAUAUGAACACCUCUCAAAUACAGACACCUCUCUAAUAUGGACAUCUCUCUAGUACAGACACUUCUCUAACAUGACUUCAAUUAAUGUCAGUAUUAAAAUUGGUGUAUAUAUUUUUCCUUCCUCAGACUUCUGAACAGAAAGGAAGAGGCAAUGGUAAAUAUCGUUAUAUAUUUUCCUGGUCGUCCAGAACCAUGCACCAUUCAUAAAAAAUCUAUUCAAUUUCUGUAACGUAGAUGUUAGAGUACAAGAAGGCAGUGGCGUCAUCAAAUCCAGAUUCACAAAUACAAGCGAUAAAUACAUGUCAAAGGUGCGCAAGUUAUUCACUUAAUGUGUUGGAGUGAAUAGAGGAUUUGUCAUUGCCUUACGUUAAAGUGACGUUUAGAUUUGACUUCCACUACCUUUUACUGACUAAGUACGCAUGUGAUUGGUUAAUCGGGUAGAUUAAACGCAUGCGAUUGGUUAAUCUGGUAGAUUAAACGCAUUUGAUUGGUUAAUGGUCCCUUUAUUGUAGUGGCAGUGGAAGUCAAAUCUGAACCUCAGUAUUGGAGUAUUGGCAUCCUCUUUUCCUUGCCCAUUAUCAAUGACUAUGAAUCUUCAAGUUUUGAUAUUUUUAAUGUUUUACAGAAUAUAUGAAACAACGCCUGAUUUAGCAGACAUGGUAUCAGUUUUGAAUGAGCACCAAACUCUUCUCAAAAGACAAGUGAAAAUUGAGGUGCGCGGCCCGUGUGCCACUGAUCGCAUUUUUACUUAUUUGAGAAGGGAGGUGCCUUGCAUGGGACUAUCUUCUAUAUAGCCUCGUUCGCACCUUCCCUUUUGGGCCAGUUGAUAUUGAACUAAUUAUUUUAAAGUAAUUUAUGGCACCAAUAAAGUUGUUAAAUAUCACGUGACUAUGUGGGCAAAUUGACGAGUGUCCAUGUUAUAAAAUAUUUUUAAUUGAUUCCAGAUUAAAGACAAACGAACUCAAGCAGAAGGCAAGAAUCAAAUCAUGAGACUUCAUCCACGCAAAUCUAUUACGUCAUUACCGUUAAUUGAAACAUUACAUUAUUGUUGUUUUUAUCAUCAUGGAAAAGAUGACGUAAGUUUGAAAUUAUUGAUUGAUUGAUACAGAAGAAUGGUCAGUAAUUCAAUGCAUCCUGAAAAACUGUCAGCUUGCUUAUUGCAUCUUAUUUGGUUUUCUUAGGAAACUCUUGGUCCUGUUUCUUUGCAGAAGGAAUUUAAGGUAUAAUUACCAACAGACAGACAGACAGACAGACAGACAGACAGACAGACAGACAGACAGACAGACAGACAGACAGACAGACAGACAGACAGACAGACAGACAGACAGACAGACAGACAGACAGACAGACAGACAGACAGACAGACAGACAGACAGACAGACAGACAGACAGACAGACAGACAGACAAAAAAAAGCCAGGAGACCUAAGGGCCGAUAUCAAUUUUAAUUUGUGGCAGCUCACAGAUAAACAGUUCGAAUGGAUCAUGAUUGGAGCGAGAGCGAAGCUCAAGAAAUGGGAAGACUUGGAU
Molecule: messenger RNA, 5272 nt
Organism: Paramuricea clavata
Lineage: Eukaryota; Metazoa; Cnidaria; Anthozoa; Malacalcyonacea; Plexauridae
Source: the annotation of a GenBank genome assembly